Molecule: messenger RNA, 522 nt
Organism: Penicillium malachiteum
Lineage: Eukaryota; Fungi; Ascomycota; Eurotiomycetes; Eurotiales; Aspergillaceae
Product: F1F0 ATP synthase subunit d
Exons: 4
Coding region: 1-522 (173 amino acids)
Biological process (GO): proton motive force-driven ATP synthesis
Molecular function (GO): proton transmembrane transporter activity
Source: RefSeq, a predicted model, not a curated record
AUGGCAGCUCGCAGCGCCGCUCUCAAGGUCGACUGGACCAAGGUCACCACCUCCCUCGGUCUGCGCGGCCAAACCGCCGCCUCUCUGCAGUCCUUCAAGAAGCGCAACGAUGACGCCCGCCGCAAGGUCCAGGUUCUGUCCGAGCAGCCCCAGACUGUCGACUUCUCUCAAUACCGCAAGAUCCUCAAGAACCAGGCUAUUGUCGACGAGAUCGAGAACCACUUCAAGAACUUCAAGCCCGCUUCCUACGAUGUCUCUCGCCAGCUGAAGGCCAUCGACGCCUUCGAGGCCCAGGCCGUCCAGAACGCCGAGCAGACCAAGGGCAAGGUUGAGGCCGAGCUGAUCAACCUCCAGAAGACCCUGGAGAACAUCGAGACUGCCCGUCCCUUCGACGAGCUCACUGUCGACGAGGUUGCCUCCGCUCAGCCCGAGAUCGACGAGAAGACCGCCUCCCUUGUCUCCAAGGGCAAGUGGAUGCCCCCCGGUUACAAGGAGCGUUUCGGCGAUCUGUCUGCCGUUUAA